GUAUAAAGGCACUUCCUGUGCUCCUGUCUUCAAAGAAACGAAUUUAAAACAUUCAUGGCUUGACGGUACAGCAAGGUAGUGGAAAAAAAAGCUGAAACCCAAGAUGAACUACGUACCAGGGACGGCGAGCCUCAUAGACGACAUUGACAAGAAGCACCUGGUGCUGCUCCGGGACGGCAGGACGCUGAUUGGUUACCUGAGGAGCAUCGAUCAGUUUGCCAAUUUAGUCUUUCACCAGACCGUGGAGAGGAUCCACGUGGGGAAAAAGUUUGGAGACAUCCCCAGAGGAAUCUUCAUCGUGAGAGGAGAGAAUGUGGUGCUGCUUGGAGAGAUAGACGUGGACAAGCCCUGCGACACCGUCCUGCAGCAAGUCUCCAUCGAGGAGAUCCUGGAGGAGCAGCGGCUGCAGCAGCAGACCAAGCAGGAGACGGAGAAAGUCAAGAUGCAAGUGUUGAAGGACCGAGGCCUUUCCGUCCCCAAAGCAGAUAACUUGGACGAGUACUGACACGGCCUCUUUGUCCUCCCCCGAUGAUUAGACUUGUCCUUUUGCAUCAGACUGAGUUUUAUGUUUUGGGGGGUUUUGUUUGCUUUUUUAUGUGUAGAAAACGGCUAUCACUAUUUACUUUAGCGUAUCAAUUUAGCAUAAAGUAUUUGGUUUAAAAAAUGAUUAGAAAAAUGUGGUAAAUCAUGAUGACUGUGCUGGCAGUUCAGUAAUCCGUUUACAGAAGCACUUUCUCACUAAAGUAUUAGUUUUGUGUAGAUCUGUGGGUUUGGCUGCUGGCAAACUUUAUUUUUCUCCAAAUAACACUUUGAGUUUCUUUAUGGAAAAUACAUCAUCACGUCUGGCAACGGUUACGUUUCUGGGUUGUUGUUUUUUUUUUUUGUGUGAAUGUUGGCUCAGCAUUCAUGUUUUCUUUUUAGUUUUGUGAUCAAAUGACUUCUACAUACUUUGUGCCAUUUUAAUCUCCGUUAAAAUGUUCGGCCCUGUGGGGAACUGUGAGCUUUGACUUUUUCAGGACUUGGGACAUUUGUCAUUUUUGACUUUAUUUAUAAAGAAUCCUCAGAGAAAUGUGAGAAAUUGUCAUUUCCUUCUAAAACAUUCUUUGAAAUUUACUU
Nematolebias whitei (Rio pearlfish) is the source of this 1116-nucleotide messenger RNA. RefSeq names its product LSM1, U6 small nuclear RNA associated (gene lsm1). NCBI's taxonomy places the organism in Eukaryota, Metazoa, Chordata, Actinopteri, Cyprinodontiformes, Rivulidae. The record is from RefSeq and is a predicted model, not a curated record. Gene Ontology annotation, cellular component: P-body; Lsm1-7-Pat1 complex. Gene Ontology annotation, molecular function: RNA cap binding. The coding region runs from base 104 to 505 and encodes 133 amino acids. The transcript has 4 exons. Gene Ontology annotation, biological process: deadenylation-dependent decapping of nuclear-transcribed mRNA.